Molecule: messenger RNA, 2292 nt
Organism: Nerophis ophidion (straightnose pipefish)
Lineage: Eukaryota; Metazoa; Chordata; Actinopteri; Syngnathiformes; Syngnathidae
Gene: ctsf
Product: cathepsin F
Exons: 18
Coding region: 136-2040 (634 amino acids)
Biological process (GO): translational initiation
Cellular component (GO): lysosome
Molecular function (GO): RNA binding; cysteine-type endopeptidase activity; translation initiation factor activity
Source: RefSeq, a predicted model, not a curated record
AGUCGUCCCAGAUUUGUUUGGCUACAACAGCGUCAGAGUGUUUGUCUUGGCACAAAGACACACUCUCUGAUUUAAAGCUCGGGGCAAACUGGACACAUAUUGUCUUUCUUUUGCAAACACACCGAAAAAGACAGCAUGUUGACGGGAAGCCAGACCAUCCUCUGCCUGGCCUUGGCCGCCGUGACGGGCUCGUCGCUGGGGCUUGGUGAGGACAUGGACCGGCCUCUCUUCGGUCCUCCGGGCUCUUCUAUCCGGCUGAUGGAGUCCGACCCCGGCUUGAAAAAGGCUCUGCGGUUUGCCGAGGAGCGAUACAAUUUGGGAUCCAACGCCAUGCACCUCCGUAAAGUCAGCAAGCUCAUCGCUGCCACCAAACAGUUGGUUAAGGGUAUCCGGUACAGCAUAACAGUGGAGCUGAGUAACACGCAGUGUAAGAAAUCAGCUAUGCUCCGGACUUGUGACUUCUAUCCUGAACUCCAUAAACUGAAGACGGAGGUUUGUGUCUUUGAAAUUUGGGACAUACCCUGGCAAGGAGUUUCAACACUGGUCAAACAGAAGUGCCAACCAAAAGCUGGACCAGAAGAAACAGCCGAAGCCGCUUCCCCUCAGCGUCCCCUGGAGGAGGAGUCUGUAGAGCUGCUGGGUCUUUUCAAAGACUUUGUGGUGAAAUACAAUAAAGUCUACAGUACACAGGAGGAAGCUGACCGCCGUCUGCAGAUCUUCCAUGAGAACCUGAAGAUUGCGGAGAAGCUCCAGUCUUUGGAUCAAGGCUCUGCGGAGUAUGGUAUCACUAAAUUCAGCGACCUCACUGAGGAAGAGUUUCGCUCGACAUACCUGAACCCGCUGCUCAGUCAGUGGACGCUUCAGCGACCAAUGAAACUGUCUGCUUCUCCACGAGGGCCCGCCCCUACCAGUUGGGAUUGGAGGGAUCAUGGAGCAGUCAGCCCGGUAAAAAACCAGGGUAUGUGUGGAUCUUGUUGGGCAUUUUCUGUCACGGGUAACAUCGAAGGCCAGUGGUUUCUGAAAAAUGGAGCAUUGCUGUCAUUGUCGGAACAAGAACUGGUUGACUGUGACGGGCUGGACCAGGCGUGCAGAGGCGGGUUGCCGUCAAAUGCCUAUGAAGCGAUUGAGAACCUUGGCGGUCUGGAGUCAGAGAGCGACUACUCCUACAGCGGCCAUAAGCAGACAUGCGACUUUGCCAGCAAGAAGGUUGCUGCCUACAUCAACAGCUCAGUGGAGCUGUCCAAAGAUGAAAGUGAAAUGGCAGCUUGGCUGGCAGAGAACGGCCCCAUUUCUGUGGCUUUGAACGCCUUUGCCAUGCAGUUUUACAGGAAGGGCGUGUCCCACCCUUUUAAGAUCUUUUGUAACCCCUGGAUGAUUGACCACGCUGUGCUGCUGGUGGGAUAUGGAGACCGUAAAGGAAUUCCAUUCUGGGCUAUCAAAAACAGCUGGGGGGAGGAUUAUGGAGAGCAGGGUUACUACUACCUUUACAGGGGUUCCAAUGCAUGUGGAAUCAACAGGAUGGUAAUGUCACAGGCCACAAAACGCAAGCAUGUGGUCAAGGAGGUUCUUGGAGACUUUGUCACGCCAGCGGAGAAUCAGCAGAUUGUGAGGGUGACUGGUAGCCGUGGUAACAACCUCCAUGAAACAGUCACACAUCAGGGCCAGAUGUUUCUUGUGAGCAUGCCCACUAAAUUCCGCAAGAACAUUUGGAUCAAGAGAGGAGACUUUGUGAUUGUGGAUCCAAUCGAGGAAGGCGAGAAGGUAAAGGCAGAAAUCAGCUCCAUUCUCUACAAAGAUCACAUUGAGUACCUGCAAAAGUGCCAUCUGUGGCCUGAGGGCUUCACCAAGGAAGACCAGACUAAUCAGAAGCCUUAUCAGAAAGACCAGACUGAGAAAGAGGAGGAAGAAGAAGACAGUGCUAGAGAGUCUGAGGACGACGAAACUGAUCUCUUUGUGAACACCAACCGCAAUACCUACCAGUACAGCGAGAGCGAGGAGGACGAGGACAUUGAAGAGGGAGAGGGACAGACCGACUCUUAGUUGCAUUGGUGAACACACUUGCAGCUUCCUUACGGACUUGUUGGACGCUGUAAAAGCUGGACUAUUUCUGGAUGUAAAUGUCGGCCCAGAGAUGCCUACAUUAAACCAUUUUUAUUACCGUAGAUGUUCGGAAACAUUUCCACAUUAUAUAUGGGCUUAUAAACAUUAUGGAGAUUGAAUGAAAUAAAUAAGUCUUUAAAUGGUGAAUUAAAUGUGUCAUGAAUGAAUUAAAAUCAGAAUUAAAUACGUCAA